AUGUUUGGAAAUUCAAUGUUGAGCUCUCUAACGAGAAUUUCAAGGCCCAUGAUGAAGAACUUCAAUGGUUUAUCCUUUCAAACUUUGGGCUUGAUAAACCCACCUCUUUCAAGAGGCUUCAAGGUCAGAACUGCUAUCAAAAAAUUCUGCAACGAUUGCUAUAUGGUCAGACGUAAGGGAAGGGUGUAUGUAUAUUGCAAAUCCAAUAAAAAGCAUAAACAACGUCAAGGUUAG
This is a messenger RNA of Kluyveromyces marxianus DMKU3-1042, 234 nucleotides long. RefSeq names its product mitochondrial 54S ribosomal protein bL36m (gene RTC6). The record is from RefSeq and is a predicted model, not a curated record. The transcript has a single exon. NCBI's taxonomy places the organism in Eukaryota, Fungi, Ascomycota, Saccharomycetes, Saccharomycetales, Saccharomycetaceae. Gene Ontology annotation, molecular function: structural constituent of ribosome. Bases 1 to 234 code for a protein of 77 amino acids. Gene Ontology annotation, biological process: ribosome biogenesis; translation. Gene Ontology annotation, cellular component: mitochondrial large ribosomal subunit; ribosome.